Messenger RNA from Podarcis muralis (Common wall lizard), 1264 nucleotides. Lineage: Eukaryota; Metazoa; Chordata; Lepidosauria; Squamata; Lacertidae. The record is from RefSeq and is a predicted model, not a curated record.
UUCCGCGUGGAAUGUGGCGAAUGGAGCUUGACAGCUUCGUGAGAGCGAGGAGACUGAAUAGUGAGGCGGGAAAGCGAAAGGGCGAGGCCCAGUUUGCUACCGUCCAGGACGAGUUAAUAGGACCGAGGGGCCAUCCAGAUUCAUUUGCCUUUUCUUUUCCAAAGGAGGGAGGAGGCAAGCUUGAAAAGUAAUAGCCGUUUGGGGAAACUACCUCACAGAGCACUGUGAAUUUUUAUAGGGCGUUAUUAAAGCCCCUCAAGGAGACCCUACCAUUAGGAGAUAUGGAGAAGGUUACUGUUGAUGUGCACAUAGAAAACAAGGGAAAAGAUUCUGCUGAACAAGGCUCUGUGGAACAAGACUCCAAAGAUGAAAUUGAUGUUACAGCUCUGAGUGACACUGAGCUAUGGGAGCUUCUCUGUGCAUAUGGAAUCACCCCUGGACCAAUAUUACCUUCUACAAGGACCAUUUAUGAGAACAAGCUCCUGCAGUUGAUGAAGCAAUGCCCAGGAACAGCAGCUGAGUUGAACAGUGAGGUUAAUUCUGAAAAUGAUGGAGAAGGAAAAACCACAGAAGUAGUCAUCCAAACAAAUGGCCUCAAAGUGACAACUGAACAUACCUCUGGGUCUGAAAAUAAAUCAGCUGCAGAUGUGGUAGAACGUCAGAAAAAACUCUUGUCAUCUGAUGUUGAACACAGUUUAGCUAAAAUAGUGGCAGAACUGCAGGAAAUAUUGCCAGAGGGUAAAGUGGCACUGCAUCGGUCACAAGGACCAAGGAAGAAAGUUGGCAGUCCUGAAAGGAAUUACAGACAAAAGACAAGUGAUCUACCACACCAAGACUUUGGCUAUCCUGAUGUUAAUGUUACUGUAGGAGAAAGUGCUAGAAGAAGAAGAAACGCAAUAAAGGAGAAUCCUCCCUCUGUGAAAAAAGAUCCUGAAACCAAAUGCCAUGUAGUACCUGGGAGAUCAAGAGAAGGACGUAUACCAAUGCGUGUAAAGAUUGCUGCUUUUGCCAUCUUCAUGUUCCUUCUCUUUGUGUAUGUAACUAUGGAAACUAAUUUUCAUAAUCCAUUCACAAGCUUUGCCACGGGCAAAUGAGUGUAUUCUGUCUUUUAGAAAUGGAGUUGUUAGACCAGACAGGGUGGUUCUGUCUAGCUGCUUAUGAAUUAAGUAUUUGGGGGUAGCUGAUUAAAACACAAAAAGAAUUAUCUUGUGUGUGUGUUUUCUUCCUUUAGAGUUUGUAUUAAACCAGUUUCUCUUGACUUAAA